UCACAAUUAUGUUGGUCUGUUCUGGUAUGUUUGUGUUGGUUUGUCACACAAAAUACCAGAGGUAUCCAUACUUUUUCAAGGCACUGUAAACAAAUGACUAUGUGACAGCAGUAACAUACUUGUAAUGCAAAUUUGGGAAACUUUUAUGGAAAUAAAUGAUGAUGCAAUGAAGUGUGAAAUUAUUAUUUUACCAAUGUUCCGGAUUAUACUGUAAGUUUCAUACUACUCUCUGGUACUUUCCAGUUGUCGAUGAGAUUUUGGUUUGUUUUGUGUUUUCAUUUUUGACCAGUAAUAAGUGGAGGUCUUGGCUCCACUCCCAGCUCCUGUCCUGGUUUUCAGCAUCGGUCAAGCCUCUUGUCUAGACAGCGCAGAUAGCAGGAGGUCCGGAGCUGGGAGUCCCUGCUGCUCCAUACUCCAUCCCUGGUGUUCCCGACCGCCGGCUCUUUGUCCCCGGAACUCGCUCUCACUCCUGCCAGUCCGCCGGGGCUUUUUUUUUUUUUUUUUUUUACUCGCAUCUGGAUCCCAGUACGAGUCGCAAACAGCCCAGCGUCCUCUGCCGCAGAAACCACGGCGUCUUUAAAUUCGGGAAAGCAAGCAAGAAAAGAAAAAAGGGAAGACAGAAGAAUCCCAGCUCUCCUCCGGCUACUUUCUGCGGUCUGCUGUCCUCCCGUGGUUCGUCGAAGCCGUGAAGCAGUUUGUGUGAGACUGAUUGUUGCCUCAAGUUGGGGAGAAAGUUUUUUUUUCAGCUCGCUGUUUUCGCACAUAAACUUUUUUUUCUGUCGAGUCUGAGACUUCAUAUUUAACUAACAGUUGUUGCUUUUAAACGGGCGACGUUUUAACAGGGUUUAGACGUAUUUUGUGUUUUUUUUUUUUUUCUGGCUCCAACUAGUUGCUGCAGAGCUGGCCUCGGAGCUGCUGUGAAUGAAGUUUCUGUUGGGCUGAAGAAAUCUCCAAGAGGAAACUCAGCCUCGGAGGCGCACUAACCUUUCCUUAGCUAGCACACACCUGGGUGGCUCUAAACCUAUUCUUAAUUUCCUUUUUACGGCUUUUACGUUUAAAAAAAAAAAAAAAAAUCCCAGUAAGACCCACGAUGAAGACGCUGUUGUUGCUGUGUGUAGUCUGCACGCUGACUGUGUUGUCCGUGUCGGGGACCACGGAGCCAAAGUUGAAAAACUGUAACGAAGUUCGGGCUGCGUUCAGCUCCAAAGGCUUCAACAUGAACGAUGUCCCCAACAAAGCAACCAACGGAGCCUCCCUGAAAGUGUGUCCGCAGGGUUUCUCCUGCUGCACGGUGGAGAUGGAGGACAAACUGAGCCAGCAGAGCCACGCAGAGAUCAAAGCUCCCGUUUUCAGGCUUAGCAUCAACCUGCAAUCCACCUUCAAACAGAGACAUGACCACUUUGACAAGUUUUUCCGAGAGCUUUUGAAAAACUCAGAGGUCUCGCUGCACAACAUGUUCCUCCGAACCUACGGGAUGAUGUACAUGGAGAACGCCGAGCUGUUCAAGAAUUUCUUUGUGUCUCUGACCCGGUACUACACGUCCGGCAGCUCAGCCGUCAACCUGAGCUCCAUGCUGUCUGACUUCUGGGCCGAUCUUCUGGAGAGGAUGUUCCGGCUGGUCAACGUUCAGUACGAGUUUAACGACACCUACAUGGAAUGCGUGAGCCGGCACACGGACCAGCUGCAGCCGUUCGGCGACGUUCCCCGCAAGCUCCGGAUCCAGAUAACACGAGCCUUCGUGGCCGCCCGCACCUUUGUGCGAGGGCUUUCACUAAUGCCAGACGUGGUGAAUAAGGUGUCUACGGUCAGUGCAUCUCCCAGCUGCGUCCGAGCAGCCAUGAAGAUGUUGUACUGUCCCUACUGCUCAGGCCAAGUUGCCCUGAAGCCCUGCCAGAAUUACUGUCUGAAUGUGAUGCGUGGGUGUUUGGCUAACCAGGCGGACCUGGACACAGAAUGGAACAACUUCCUCGAUGCCAUGCUUGGUCUAGCCGAGAGGCUUGAAGGUCCGUUUAAUUUUGAGUCUGUCAUGGAUCCCAUCGACGUCAAGAUUUCAGAGGCCAUCAUGAAUAUGCAGGAGAACAGUAUGCAAGUGUCACAGAAGGUUUUUCAAGGAUGUGGGACACCCAAACCAAACGUGGCAUUCCGGUCCACACGCUCAGUGAGGGAAACGGGCUUUACCGGCCGCUUCCGGCCUUAUAGUCCGGAAGCAAGACCGACCACUGCUGCUGGGACCAGUUUAGAUCGAUUGACGGUGGAAGUGAAGAAGAAGCUGAAACAUGCAAAGAAGUUCUGGUCUACAUUACCAGAGACUGUGUGUGCAGGCGAAAGGAUUGCACCUGGCGAUGAGUGUUGGAACGGUACAGCCAAAAGCAGGUACCAGUCAGAUGUGAUUGGCAACGGGCUGGCCAACCAGGUAUCAAACCCUGAUGUGGAGGUGGACAUUACCAAACCAGAUGUCGUGAUUCGCAGUCAGAUUGCAGUUUUAAAGGACAUGACGAGCAGGCUGAAAGCAGCACACAGUGGAAAUGAUAAUGAAAUCUCUUUUGAUACUGAGGAGGAACCUAGCGGAGAUGGAGAGAGCGGCAGCGGCUGCGACUCUCCAUCGUGCAGCGGAGAUGACAUCUACUUCUCCACCCCACUGAACCCUGUCACUCCACAGGUUAAUAAGAAGCACCACGAGAAAUCAGCUGGGGUGUCCUCACAGGGAAGCAUGGCGCUGGCGCUCUGCGGGCUGGCCCUGCUCAUUCCCCACUUGAGAUAAAACUAGCAGGACGGCGAGGAAGAGAUUACCAGGAUUAAAAGAAUGAAGGGGAACCCUGUCAGAGAGACUUUAAAAAGACUGCCUUCAGGACCUCAGACUGUCCGCUGUGGGGGGAGGGGUGGGAAGACUCUUCUUGAUAUUACAAUAACUUCACUAUUAACUAUUUGUAUGUUUGUAAGGACAUCAGUGUACAGCAGGGAGAUUUUUCUUCUGGAAAAUCCACCUCCCCCCUUCCCUAGAUAAACUUAAACUCCGGUGGCUACCUCUGGAGACUCCUUAAGGUUCUGCUUGCAGCAUUACAAACAUAUAACUGUCUCUCGUAGCAAAUUGUGCCUUUUCCAGCGAUCGCCAUCAAACUGACAUUUCAUUUAUUAAGAACAGUUGACGUUUGGUUGAACAGGAAGUGCCUGUAUUGGAUGGUCUUGCUGUCCAUUAUUCAUAGAUUGUUUGCAACACGCAAACUAUGAAUUAUUUUGUAGUGGUUAGGUCAUGAAGGCCUCAGUCAUGAAUCAUUUUCAGCAUUUUUUUGUUAUUUUUAGACAAGAUAAGGGUAAACGAAGAGUACCACUCAUCACUCAGAAAUACAGCAAGAUGUUACAACACAGGCAUUUUAUUUUGACCCAACAAGCCUUAAGGGCACUCAGCAAGCCCAAACAUGUGUAUUGUAUGUCAGCUAUCAGCUUUAUAACACCCUAAUCUUUCUGUCAUUGUUUAAUUACCAAUGUCAUACCUCAUACAUACUCUCAUUGUCGAUGUAAACCAGAGUUGGACGUGUCUGAAAGAGCUGGACACCUCCAGAAGAAGGCAAAGGUGACGAGUCGCGAUGGUCCCCUGUUGGUGGUGUAAGCUCAGUUCUGACUCUGUCUGGAACAGAAAAGUUGGCGUCUUGGUUCGGAGCAUUUGUCAUUAAGCUGGAGAGGAGAAACAGGAACAGGCGAGCGUUUUGAUCAAGAAACAUCUGAAAAGUUUAACCAGGGUUUAAUGUUGAGGUGUAAGUUUUGAAACCUUUUUUUUUGGUAUGAAAGAAUUUGGUACUACAAUAGAUUUUAUUGCAGGUUUUAUGUGACAGAGGAGGACCAUGUGCACAGAUAAGGGGCUGCUUUUGACACCCCC
This is a messenger RNA of Girardinichthys multiradiatus, 3874 nucleotides long. RefSeq names its product glypican 4 (gene gpc4). NCBI's taxonomy places the organism in Eukaryota, Metazoa, Chordata, Actinopteri, Cyprinodontiformes, Goodeidae. The record is from RefSeq and is a predicted model, not a curated record. Gene Ontology annotation, cellular component: cell surface; plasma membrane; extracellular region. The coding region runs from base 1091 to 2761 and encodes 556 amino acids. The transcript has 9 exons. Gene Ontology annotation, biological process: regulation of protein localization to membrane; regulation of signal transduction; cell migration.